UCUCCAAAACCAUUAAGCAGCUGUCAAAGGUAUCCAACAAAGCGCAAAGGCCACAGAAACAGAGACCAUGACUCAGGUUACCCAGUCUUUUUCACGCAAGAGCAUGUCCAGCUCCAGUUCUCGUCCCUUCACCUCGCUCUCGCUCAGCGGGGGAUACUCCAAGCGCAUCGCCGUCGGUCAUGCGCCAAGUGUCUACGCAGGUGCAGGGGGCUCCAGCGUGCGCAUCUCUUACUCACAGAAAGGCGGUUUCGACAUGGCCAGCGCGCUCGGCGGCGGUGACAAUGGCUUCGGUGUGUCUUCCAACGAAAAGGCCACCAUGCAGAAUCUCAACGACCGUCUGGCGACCUACCUGGAGAAGGUGCGCUCCCUGGAGAAAGCCAACGCGCAACUGGAGCGCCAGAUCCGGGAGUGGUACGAUAAGAGAACCCCUGUCUCCAGAGACUACAGCCACUAUUACGUCACCAUUGAAGAUCUGCGCAAAAAAAUCAUUGUUGCCAGCCAGGACAAUGCCAGAAUCAUCCUUCAGAUCGACAAUGCCAAACUGGCAGCCGAGGACUUCAGAGUCAAGUACGAGAACGAGUUAGCCAUGCGUCAGUCAGUGGAGGCCGACAUCGCUGGUCUAAGGAAGGUUCUGGACAACCUCACUAUGGCUCGCUCAGACCUUGAGAUGCAGAUUGAGGGUCUGAAGGAGGAGCUAGUCUACCUGAAGAAGAACCAUGCAGAGGAACUCGCAGCUCUUCGUGCUCAAAUGUCCUCCAGCAACGUAAACGUAGAGGUUGACGCUGCACCUCAGCAAGACAUGGCCCGCAUCAUGGAGGAGAUCCGACAGCAAUAUGAAGGCGUCAUCGACAAGAACCGCAGAGACAUGGAGUCCUGGUACAAGGGCAAAUUUGACGAUCUGAACAAGCAGCUAUCCACCAAACAAGAAGACAUUACAAUGUCCCGCAGUGAAAUCAACGAGCUCAGGAGGACACUUCAGAGCCUGGAGAUCGAACUACAGUCGCAGCUCAGCAUGAAAGCGGCACUGGAAGGCACACUGGGAGAGACAGAGUCACGGUACAGCGUCCAGCUCAGCCAAUUGCAGGCCUUCAUUAACAAUCUGGAGUUGGAGCUUUCUCAGGUGCGCAUGGACAUCGAUAGACAGGGCAACGAAUACAAACUGCUCCUGGACAUCAAGACCAGACUAGAGAUGGAGAUCGCAGAGUACAGGAGACUUCUGGAUGGAGAGGACAUUCAGAGACAGACAAUCAAAGUUGUAGAGGUUGUAGCAGCUCCUCCUCCCCCCAAGCCUGAACCUGUGGUGACCAAGCGUGUUCGCACAGUAAUCGAAGAAGUGGUUGAUGGAAAGGUCGUUUCUCGCACAGAGGAUGUUGAUGUCGAGGUCGUGAAGAAGUAAAAAUGACAGCAAUGAGCUCUGUAAAGCCGGCAUGAAUUUUCAGCCUCAAUACAGCUGAUUAAAUUAACCCUGUUCAACAUCUCAUGUAAAAUGCUAAGAAAAAUAAAAAAAGGCAAAGUGAGAAAUUAAA
Messenger RNA from Cyprinus carpio (common carp), 1526 nucleotides. Its product is annotated as keratin, type I cytoskeletal 19-like. Gene Ontology annotation, molecular function: structural molecule activity. The record is from RefSeq and is a predicted model, not a curated record. NCBI's taxonomy places the organism in Eukaryota, Metazoa, Chordata, Actinopteri, Cypriniformes, Cyprinidae.